AUGUUACCUUUUCAUUCUAUUAUUAUUGAUCUACAUCAUCACUGUACUUGGAAACAUGUCUAUAAUUCUUGCCUACAUGCUGAGCUUAAACCUUCAGACCCCCAUGUAUUUUUUCUUGCCAACUUUUCUCUACUGGAGAUUUGCUACGUAAGCGGUACAUCACCCAAAAUGCUGUCUGUAUUACUAUCACAAGACAAGACAAGUCAGUCUCUCUGUAUGGUUGUGCCACACAACUCUUUGGUGGUUUGUUGUUGGGUGGUUCCUCCGAGUGUUACUUACUUACAAGCAUGGCCUAUGAUCGGUAUAAUGAUAUAUGUCACCCCAUUAUUAUAUAAUAGUAUUAUGAACAAAAUUGCUUGUAGAUUACUUUUACUUGGGUCAUACCUUAUGGGUGUGCUCAGCGCUGUAACACACACCUCUCCAGGGGCGGACUGA
This is a messenger RNA of Staurois parvus, 435 nucleotides long. Lineage: Eukaryota; Metazoa; Chordata; Amphibia; Anura; Ranidae. The record is from the annotation of a GenBank genome assembly.